Messenger RNA from Limulus polyphemus (Atlantic horseshoe crab), 838 nucleotides. RefSeq names its product methyltransferase-like protein 27. Bases 1 to 702 code for a protein of 233 amino acids. The record is from RefSeq and is a predicted model, not a curated record. The transcript has 5 exons. NCBI's taxonomy places the organism in Eukaryota, Metazoa, Arthropoda, Merostomata, Xiphosura, Limulidae.
AUGCCCCAGACUCAGUUCAAGGAGUUGCCUCAGGUUCAGAUUAAUGAAGUCGCUAAAGAUCCUCUGAAUGAAGUAAUAAAGAACGCUUCCAUACAGGAGAGACCGUGUGAAGAAACUAUGGAUUAUUAUAAGAACUGGGCAUCAGACUAUGACAAGGAUACUAGCGAUGCUCAGUAUAAAGGACCACAAAUAACGGCAGAAGCUCUUGAGAAAUUGCGCUUACCAAAAACGGCCAGAAUUCUAGAUGUCGCUGCAGGCACUGGUUUAGUGGGAGAAGAACUUCGAAAGAAAGGGUUCACCAACGUUGACGGUCUAGAUGGCUCUCAAGCUCUGUUGGAAAUUGCCCAAAAGAAGAAUGUUUACAGAAGAUAUAUCACAGCUCUUAUUGGGGAUGACAGAAAAGCUCCACUUGACGACAAUGAGUAUGAUGCUGUAGUGUUAAGUGGAGCUUUCUCUCCAGGGCAUCUUUAUACUGACUGUUUACCAGAACUAAUUCGAAUUGUCAAACCCGGGGGUUAUAUCUGUUGGAGUAUGCGCGACUUCAGUUGCUACUCGGAGAGGUUCAGGGAAGACAAGUUUAACGAAGGAGUUGAGGAACUCUGUCGAGUAGGACUCUGGAAAAAAGUUCAUGAACCCUACACCUUCCAGAACUUUCUUGUAGGCAAGGAAGGCAAAGUUUAUUCUAUGUUGGUGACAAAGUAACUUGUACGGUUGUAGAUACUGCUCAGCCCUUCAAUCGUCUCUAAUUUUUCACAGUAUUUCUACAUCUUAAUAUAAGCAGUUAAAUUUUUCUUCCAGCAGUUAUCACUACUAUUUUAAUCUCCAUGAAAAUAUAAUG